Meloidogyne enterolobii is the source of this 762-nucleotide messenger RNA. Lineage: Eukaryota; Metazoa; Nematoda; Chromadorea; Rhabditida; Meloidogynidae. The record is from the annotation of a GenBank genome assembly.
AUGGUCGACUCACUCUUGCUCUCUGAUGAUACAUUUGGUUUGUGGACGUGUAAUGAACGAGGUUCACUCGAUGUGGACAUAAGAAACACAGCUGAUAGAUGUCACGGCGCUUUGGCUGUUUUUGGAGAAGAUGUCUAUUUGGCCCAAACAAGUCAAGAUGUAAUUACUGGCGUUGAUCAGCAAGUUGUUGUUCGUUAUGGUCUUUCAUCGUUUCUUCCUUCUCAUGCAUUUUUAUCAUUUUCUCUUGAAGUGACUGCUUUGGCAACGAAUGGAAUUUAUUUAAUUGCAGGUUCAGGUGAUUUUAUGGUUAAAUCUGUCCGAUUGGAUACUACCUCAGGCCAGUCAUCCAUUGAACGUUAUGAAUUUGAAGCUGCAAUUUUAAACAUUUCAAUAAGUCCAAGUGGAGAGUAUUUUGCCGUUUCGACAUCUGAUGGGAAUGUCCAUAUUCGUCCAAUUCAAAAAAAUCAACAAACUUCCACUUCCAAGAAACCGAUUGCCAAGUUUAAGGCUUGUAAUGAAUUCUCUAUAGCAAAAAUUCAAUGCCCUCGAAUUCAAUGUGUAUGGGAUCCUCAAUGCAAAUAUUUAUUUAUUCCCGGAAGAGGUGGAAUUAUUGUUGUUGAUUGUUUGACAUGGGAUAGAAAGACAUUGCUUACACAUCCAGAUGUUGAUUAUGUUUGUUUAUUUUUACUCCUUAUUUUUAAUUUUGAUUUUAGGAAAAUUUUUCUGUUUUAUCUCUUAACUCGUCCAAUGAAUCGUUUUUAG